This is a messenger RNA of Mixia osmundae IAM 14324, 1273 nucleotides long. RefSeq lists its product as uncharacterized. The record is from RefSeq and is a predicted model, not a curated record. NCBI's taxonomy places the organism in Eukaryota, Fungi, Basidiomycota, Mixiomycetes, Mixiales, Mixiaceae. Gene Ontology annotation, molecular function: protein serine/threonine kinase activator activity. The coding region runs from base 203 to 1273 and encodes 356 amino acids. The transcript has 6 exons. Gene Ontology annotation, biological process: intracellular signal transduction.
GCCAACGUCAGCCCUGCGCCCGCUCAGCCGCGAGUGGUCAUCAUUGCAGCACCUAGACGAGGCCGGCCGCACGGACGAACAUCUCGACCCGCCAGGAGGAUCAUAGCGCAUCUUCUCCCGAUGCGACCGUGCGCAAAGUGAACACCUGCACGAUCUCGGGCAGCAGCGAGUUGACGACAGCUCGGCAAGUCAUCACAGCAAGAUGAUGGGCAUCUUUGCCCGCAAGACUGCCAACGCCAAGUCACCCUCUGAGCUCGUCCGCACGCUGCGGGACAUCCUCAUCAGGCUAGCUCAGCUUGAUCCUCCGCCGCCCAAUUAUCAGCCUAGCGCGCGUUCGACGACCCUCGAGCAUGUCCCUGUCCUCAACACGUCUCCUGCCGCGACUGAACUCAGGCGGGAAGCAUCAAAGACGCUCACCGCCAUCCGUGCUGUUCUCUAUGGCGAAUCAGAUCAGGAGCCAUCCACCCAGGCACUCGCCGAGCUGGCCAAUGAAGCCUAUUCCAACGAUAUCUUUUAUCUCCUUCUACUCCACAUGGGCAGUCUCGAGUUUGAGGCUAGAAAAGAUGUAGCCCAGAUCUUCAGUCAUCUAUUGCGGCGGCAGAUUGGCGAGAGACUACCGACGGUAGAGACGCUCAGGACAAAGCCAGAGGUCAUCCGAGCAGCCAUGAACGGGUACCGACAACCGGAGAUUGCCCUCAAUACAGGCAUGAUACUUCGGGAGAUGAUCAGACAUGAGCCGCUGGCGAAGAUGUUGCUCUAUUCUGACCAAUUUUACGACUUUAUUGGCUACAUCGAGCGGACGACGUUUGGCAUUGCAUGCGAUGCCAUGCUCAACUUCAAGGAUACGCUCACAAAACACAAGGAGAUCGUGGCAGAGUAUCUCGACGCGCACUAUGACGAGUUCUUUGGGCAUUACCAGACCCUCAUCGAUUCCGACAAUUACGUCACCCAGAGGCAAUCGAUCAAGCUUCUCGGUGACCUGUUGCUGGAUAAGAAGAACUACAAGAUCAUGAUACGAUAUGUCUCUUCCGAGGACAAUCUCAAGACAAUGAUGAACCUCUUACGGCAUCGCUCAAAGAACAUCCAAUUCGAGGCCUUUCACGUCUUCAAGGUGUUUGCGGCAAAUCCGAGCAAACCACCAAAGAUCGCCAACAUCCUCAAGCGAAACAAGGACGGCCUCAUUGUGUUCCUGCGAAAUUUCCGCAACGAUACCCAGGACCCGCAGUUCAUUGACGAGAAGCAGUAUCUCUUGCAGAGCAUUCAAGCGCUCUAG